This is a messenger RNA of Seriola dumerili (greater amberjack), 631 nucleotides long. RefSeq names its product carcinoembryonic antigen-related cell adhesion molecule 20-like. The transcript has 3 exons. The record is from RefSeq and is a predicted model, not a curated record. The annotation marks the transcript as partial. NCBI's taxonomy places the organism in Eukaryota, Metazoa, Chordata, Actinopteri, Carangiformes, Carangidae.
AACACCACGAUGAGCUUCAGUCCUCUCCUGCAGACAGAUGAUGGUUUAUACCAGUGUGUGGUGGCAGAGGGGGAGCUCCCCAUCCAGUCUGUCAGCUACAAGAUGCAAGUAAACUAUGGGCCGUCUUCAGUGGUGAUCAGUGAGGUCGACAUAGUGACAGUGGGAAAACUGUAUGUUUUCCAGUGCUCAGCCAGCUGCUACCCGACCUGUAAGUUCACCUGGACCUGUGGUAAUGUGACCUCUUGGGGUCCGGAGCUGAGUUUGCAGGUUGGGGAACUACACCCGACACAAAACCUGACCUGCACAGCAGUUAAUCCUGCUACAGGAAUGUCAGUCACCGCCCAGAAGACGCUGCAAGUGACAGCUGGACCAUCAAACGUACAGAUCAGCGGUCCAGCCUUUAUGACUGCAGGGGUUGCGUCCAACUUUACCUGCUCUGCUGACUGCUACCCCUCCUGCAGCUACACCUGGACUGUUGCCUCUGGAGAAGAGAACCUCAGUACCGCAAAGGGCAACACAAUUUCUGUCACUCCACCUCCAGGCACCGUCAUCUCUGAAACGCUCGUCUGUAAAGCUGAGGACACCGUCACACUUCUCUCGUCCUCUUCGAGUCUGCACCUCUGGGUGGCAA